AGCAAAUGAAAUUUUGCAAACACAAUGUGGUAAUCGCAAUUUGGUAAACGCUAAACGGUAAACCCCAUUCAUUCAUUCAUAUACAAACUCCAUUUCAUUUUUUUCGGUUUUCAAUCUCCGCGUUCCCAUUUUCGCUCCAGAUCUCUCCUUCGCGGCAUGUGAGGGAGUUGAAACUGAGAAUAAUCGAGGAGAUGGCGAGUAGAGUGGAUCACGAGUAUGAUUAUUUGUUCAAGAUCGUGUUGAUCGGCGACUCAGGAGUGGGGAAAUCCAACAUUCUGUCUCGUUUCACCAGAAAUGAGUUCUGUUUGGAGUCGAAAUCGACCAUCGGAGUUGAAUUUGCCACCAGAACUCUUCAGAUAGAAGGAAAGACGGUGAAGGCCCAAAUAUGGGACACCGCAGGUCAGGAAAGGUAUCGGGCGAUUACAAGUGCUUACUACAGAGGAGCUGUUGGCGCGUUCCUCGUCUAUGACAUAACCAAGAAGCAAACCUUUGACAACGUCCAAAGAUGGCUUCGUGAGUUGAGAGAUCACGCAGAUUCUAAUAUUGUCAUCAUGAUGACAGGGAACAAAUCUGAUCUCAACCAUCUCAGAGCUGUUGCAGAGGAAGAUGGCCAAACUUUGGCCGAGAAGGAAGGGCUCUCGUUCCUCGAGACAUCAGCGCUGGAGGCACUUAACAUCGAGAAGGCAUUCCAGACUAUUUUGACAGAAAUACACCAGAUUAUUAGCAAGAAGGCAUUGGCAGCACAGGAAGCUGCUGCUUCGACAGCGGUUCCCGGUCAGGGCACGACCAUCAAUGUCAGUGAUUCGUCGGGGAACGCAAAGAGAGGAGGCUGCUGUUCUUCUUGAAACUUUCAGAGAUGAUGUCGAUAUAAAACUUUUGCUCUGUUUACUUUUUAAAAAAUUGUUUCUUUUUCCAGAAGUCUUGUAGAAUAUACUGAAAUGUGGCAGUGAAAAGAUGAUAUUCGAGACUGAAAAUACCUUAGUUUUUGGGGUCAAUUUGUUGUGUUGGAAUGAUGAGCUACUACUAAUUUUGGUUGCC
Messenger RNA from Salvia hispanica, 1038 nucleotides. RefSeq names its product ras-related protein Rab11C-like. Gene Ontology annotation, molecular function: GTP binding; GTPase activity. The record is from RefSeq and is a predicted model, not a curated record. Lineage: Eukaryota; Viridiplantae; Streptophyta; Magnoliopsida; Lamiales; Lamiaceae.